Trypanosoma grayi is the source of this 423-nucleotide messenger RNA. RefSeq lists its product as hypothetical. The coding region runs from base 1 to 423 and encodes 140 amino acids. The transcript has a single exon. The record is from RefSeq and is a predicted model, not a curated record. Lineage: Eukaryota; Euglenozoa; Kinetoplastea; Trypanosomatida; Trypanosomatidae.
AUGGGUGGCGGUGGGCGUGGCGGGGCUGUGUCUGCUUCCCCUCUUGCUCCUACUGCGGCAGCUACGGAUGCCAAUGCUACUGAGGAGUGGGCGGACGAUAAUGGAUUCUUCGAGGAGUUUGCGAAGGAGGCCACUCUUGGUGGUGGUGCCUCGCGCCGCAAGCGCAGCCGCCAGGCAUUCGAGGAGGUGCAGCAAUCGGCGCUGCAGGCCCAGGCUCAGGCGGAGGAGGAAGAUGAGGUGACGCGGAAGGCACGCGCGGAAGAGGCACGCAGGCAAAUCGCAGCCAAAGUGCUCGCACGGGCAAGUCCCCGUGAGGUGCAGCAGGCCGUCAGGAAGGCGGAGAGGGAAAGCAACAAGCGUGGAGAUAGACCAGAACCCCCUUUGGCGCGGCAGAAAAAGCGUAUGAAGCGAGGCCAUCGAUGA